This is a messenger RNA of Agrilus planipennis (emerald ash borer), 847 nucleotides long. Its product is annotated as beta-ureidopropionase-like. The transcript is spliced from 4 exons. NCBI's taxonomy places the organism in Eukaryota, Metazoa, Arthropoda, Insecta, Coleoptera, Buprestidae. Gene Ontology annotation, molecular function: beta-ureidopropionase activity. The record is from RefSeq and is a predicted model, not a curated record. Bases 149 to 847 code for a protein of 232 amino acids.
AACAGCAACAAAAGCUUUUGUUACUUACACCAAAACAAACCUAGCCUCUUUUCACCCCCGAUAAACAACGGAACCUUUCAAAAAUUUCUUAAAAAGGAACAUCAUCAAUACAUCCCUAAGUACUUAUCACAAUCCUAUUAUUACCAAAAUGGCUGAAACCAAGAAAGAAACCAAGGAAGUUGUAAGCAUCGACGAAAUCAUGUCUAAAUUGUCCCUUGAGGACCAAACUAGUAUGAAGAAGUUGCUUUAUGGAAGCAACUAUGAACCUUUGGAACUUCCCGAAACUGUAAUGAACUUUGCAAAAAAAAUGCAAUUCGAAAUUGGAAGCUACAGGAUCAUAAGUACCCCUGAGCAAGUCCGUAAAGCGAGGGUUGUGAGGAUGGCUGCUCUGCAAACAAAACUUCCUCUCCCCACAACUGCCCCUGUAAUUGAAAUGCGGGCCGCAAUAUGGAAGCGAGCAGAAGAAGCCAUCGAACUUGCUGCCAAAGCUAAAGUUAACAUCUUCUGCCUCCAGGAACUAUGGACAAUGCCCUACUUCUUCUGUACUCGUGAAAAGCAACCGUGGUGCGAAUUUGCCGAGCCAGCUGAAAAUGGACCCACCACGAAGUUCCUUCAAGUGCUUGCCAGAAAGAAUAACAUGGUUAUUGUAUCUCCAAUUUUGGAAAGAGACGAGGUCCAUUCCGACGUAAUUUGGAACACUGCCGUUGUAAUUGACAAUCACGGGGACGUUUUGGGAAAACACCGUAAAAACCACAUCCCCAGAAAUGAAGACUUCAACGAAUCAACGUAUUACUUCGAGGGGAAUACCGGUCACGAAGUUUUUAAGCGCUGGUUGUGCGUGGUGUGA